AUGUCUACCAAACCAAGUUCCACAUCCACAAUCUUGGUCAAUGGAAACAAUAAUGGCCGUAGAUCUUCGUUGGGCUCCCCCGCAGCAGCAGCAGUGCGAAAGAUUCUGUGUCAAAUCGGCGAGGAUCCAGAUCGUGAGGGUCUGUUGAAGACACCUGAGCGAUACGCUGAAGCGCUCCGGUUCUUCACCAAGGGGUAUUCGGAGAGUACAGAGGAGGUCGUCAACGAUGCGAUUUUCACCGUCGACACUCACGAGAUCGUCAUCGUCAAAGACAUUGAUAUCUUUAGUCUCUGUGAACAUCACAUGCUGCCAUUCACCGGAAAGAUACAUAUCGGGUACAUUCCGAAUGGUCGGGUGCUCGGAUUGUCAAAGCUUGCGCGAAUCGCUGAGAUAUACUCGCGCCGGCUUCAAGUGCAGGAGCGCUUGACAAACCAGGUUGCAGCAGCCAUAGACGAGUUGCUUAGUCCAAAGGGUGUUGCGGUGGUCGUGGAAUGUACGCAUAUGUGUAUGGCGAUGAGAGGCGUACAGAAGCCGGGGGCCGUGACAGUCACUCAAAGCAUGACUGGUUCGCUGGAACAUGACCUAGAAGUGCAACGGAAGUUCUAUACUCUGCUCGGCCUGGGACAGAGACGUCAUCUCUAA
Molecule: messenger RNA, 642 nt
Organism: Truncatella angustata
Lineage: Eukaryota; Fungi; Ascomycota; Sordariomycetes; Amphisphaeriales; Sporocadaceae
Product: GTP cyclohydrolase 1
Exons: 3
Coding region: 1-642 (213 amino acids)
Biological process (GO): tetrahydrobiopterin biosynthetic process; tetrahydrofolate biosynthetic process
Cellular component (GO): cytoplasm
Molecular function (GO): zinc ion binding; GTP cyclohydrolase I activity; GTP binding
Source: RefSeq, a predicted model, not a curated record